Messenger RNA from Dreissena polymorpha, 1461 nucleotides. RefSeq lists its product as uncharacterized. Gene Ontology annotation, biological process: DNA replication, removal of RNA primer. The transcript has a single exon. The record is from RefSeq and is a predicted model, not a curated record. Bases 1 to 1461 code for a protein of 486 amino acids. Lineage: Eukaryota; Metazoa; Mollusca; Bivalvia; Myida; Dreissenidae. Gene Ontology annotation, molecular function: RNA-DNA hybrid ribonuclease activity; nucleic acid binding.
AUGGAAGGAACACAGCUGAAGGAAGAAGAUGAGGCUACAUACCUAGGAAUCACAUUUGACAAGAGGCAAACUUGGAAGCCACAUAUCAGCCGUAUUGAAGGAACCGCCAGAAGGAAACUUGCUUUGAUGCGCAAACUUGCUGGAACAACAUGGGGUGCUAAUGAGCAAAUAUUGAAAACCAUAUACCAGGGCACAGUGAGACCCACAAUGGAAUAUAGCUCAGCAGCAUGGUCCACUACAGCCAAGACCAACCAGCAAGCCCUCGACAAGGUACAGAACCAAGCACUGCGAAUCAUAACAGGGGCCACCAAGUCGACACCCAUUGCCUUCAUGGAAAAACUUACUGGUAUACAGCCACUGCAUGAAAGAAGACAAACUAAAGUACUACUACAGGCUGAAAAGUUCAAAUCCCUACCUGACCAUCCAAUAAAAGCUAGAUUAACUGAAGGUACUAAAAACCGGCUGAAGAGAGGUAGCUUUGUACACCAAGUGAAGACACUUAACAGACAGUUUGCACAACAGCUGGACACUCAAACAACUCCACUCAGCUCUGAAGACAUUGUUAAUCCAACAGCAAAUGAUCUGUCAAAAGUACAAAUCAGACUUACUGUCCCCCUACUUGAUUCAGAAGCACAAAAUGAAAUCCUGAAAAGAAGUCAUACCUUAGCCAUGAUAAACGAGGAUUUCCCAUCAGAUCUGUGGACACAUGUAUACACAGACGGAUCAGCUACUAGAGCCGUUGAAGACGGAGGAGCUGGGAUCCUCAUCAGAUAUCCAUCAGGCAGAAAUGAAACACACUUCAUGGCCACAGGAAAGAGGUGCAGCAAUUACAAAGCUGAGACAGAAGCACUCAUUAAGGCAGCCUCUAUGAUUGAGAACUCACCUGAAGAUACCACUUCAGUAGUAUUCCUCACAGGUGCAAGAUCAGUCCUUGAAGCUCUGACAAACAACACCUCCCCAAAACUAGCAAAACUUAUGACAAGACUCAGCAAUAACCUCAACAUAGCACUCCAGUGGAUACCUGCCCACUGUGGAGUGUCAGGAAACGAGGAGGCUGACCAACUAGCUAAACAGGGAGCAAAAACAGAGCAACCAAAUACCCAGGUUACAUACAGAGAGAAAGUCAGCAUCAUAAAGGCAAUCACCAGGCCCCAGCAAGAGCAAGAUGCUUAUCACCUGCUUAACAGAGCAGAACAAGUAGUGAUGGUUCGACUACGCUCAGGACACAACAGACUGAAUGCCCACUUGUACAGAAAAUACAAGCUGGUACCCUCACCACUCUGUCCAUGUGGAGAAGAGGAACAAACUGCUGAACAUGUUCUUCAAAGAUGCAAAAGACACGAUCAGGAGCGAGCUGCGGAGUGGUCCGAAGACACAACCCUCAACAGAAAACUGUAUGGAGGUCUGGAAGAUCUAAGACGGACUACAACAUUCAUUGCAGAAACUGGCAUGAUUGUGUAG